Dissoconium aciculare CBS 342.82 is the source of this 2665-nucleotide messenger RNA. RefSeq lists its product as uncharacterized. NCBI's taxonomy places the organism in Eukaryota, Fungi, Ascomycota, Dothideomycetes, Mycosphaerellales, Dissoconiaceae. The transcript has a single exon. The record is from RefSeq and is a predicted model, not a curated record. The coding region runs from base 305 to 2281 and encodes 658 amino acids.
ACAAAUUGUCAAUUGUUCCGGAAAUGUUUCUCGCCGCAUCAUGCUUUUCAUCGUUCGGCGUAUUCCAGGUAUAGCGACAAUGAAUAAUAAUAAUUCGAAGCAUCAUCGCAUCUGAACGUCCAUCCACUGCCGACUGGCGGGUAUCUUGGUUAUUCUUCAAACGCACUGGAUUCACGCACUCUUCCAACGCUGGCUGUGGCCAGGGCAAAUCGCUUCAGCCAUCCAUCUCUUGCUUCAAACCUGGUCGAUUGAGGAGACCAGAGGGAUUCUACUUCGUCCUAGGCAUACGGGACUGCUGAACACCAUGGCGAGCAUAUUCACUUUGCCGUCCGGCAUCUUGCUGAUGGUCUUCGGUCACCUUGCAAAUCUGGCACAAGCAAGCAACGUCACCGGCACUACAACCAGCACAUUCACCUCAGUGACAACAAAACCUUCACGCGUCGUCUGUGCCACCAUAUCCUUUUCCAGCAACACUACGUUGCCCAUAGCACCGACCGGAACCGGAUCAGAGUACGCCUCAUCGUGCUCGUCACUAUCCACCUCUUAUGCCUCCGUGACGAGCUCAGUCCUUUCAAAAUACGCUUUCACGGACACGACCACCUAUACAUUGGGUGGCACCUUGGUCUCGGCGAUCACCAGCUACCUCAAUGCUUCCACUCUGUGUGACGGCUACCCGCGGGUGAAUUAUUCACCUGCCAUCCCGAUAUCCACUCGAACCACCACGGUUAUACAGCGACCAACACAGACGGCUACAUAUACCGAGAAUGGAUCUUGCUUUUACCGCCCUGCUGGACCCGUAUGUUCCAUCAAGCCGGAUGAUUGCGAUGGAUUAUGGUCAGCAUACAGCACUUCCAUCGGCAAUAUGCCUCCCUAUCCCACACUCAUGCCGCAGAGGCCGCCUUGCAUCAAUUCAAGUCAAUCAGCAUUGGGCGCGGCCAUCUCGUCUGAGAUAUACGGAUGCGGACCAUGCACCAUGUACGGUCAAGGCGUGCAGCUCAUCUACUUCCCUCCACCCGCCACGGCCACGCGGGACAUGUGCGCCAGCACACCUUCGGCAUCAUUGACCCAUUAUGGCCCCGGCGCGGUCAUUACUGCGUACACUGGGACCGAUUAUCACAACGAUAGCCCGAACACAGGUCAGGUGACGGCGGUAGUCGACGGGCAUACAUUCACUUCUGGCACUGCAUAUAUCUCCAUUGCCACCGUUUACGCGAAGAAGCGAUGCACGACAGAUCCCGGCUUUUCAGUAUACGACGCCGUCCUGGCCAUGCCUUCUCAGUCCGUCUUGAGCUUGCGAUACUCCCAGGAUCAUUUCCAGCAUUUCAUGCAGACUGACCAGCAAACCGGGUAUCCAUUGUCUUAUGCCGACUUUGCCACCCCGAUCCCGUGGUCGGCUUGGAACGGACAAUCGCGAUGCCAAGGCGCCGGGGAUUUUUUCCGAUGCGGCGUCAUCUACGAGAAUGAGUUCCGGCCACAACUGGCUAUUCCACCAGGAAUUCGCGAUCUGCACACGAGUUUUGAGGGCUGUCAACUGUGGUAUGGCGGACUGUACGACCCUCCGUUGGCUCUCACGCAGCAAGAGUCCGCCGCGUCAGCGACGCUACCGACAUAUAUCACUGCUAUUCCGACAGCAACCUCGACCCCGAAUGGAGGUACGGCACCGGCAUCGCCGUCUUCUGUGGCCACGGUGCCGACAGCGACCGCGACGGCUAUCGCGGAUAAUCUGCCACCACAAGGAGGCGGUUCUCCCAACGGCGGAUCGGGAUCAAAUGGAGGCAGUUCAUCGGAUAACGGAGGAAACAGUGGGAAGGGUUCCGGGAAUGGCGGAGACGGCUCAAACACGGGGAAUACACCGAGCAACGGAGGCGCACAAACCGGCGCAGGCGUCACCAACACCCCGCAGUCGACCGGCGGGAAUCCGGGCUCGACUGCGCCCAAGACGUUCGUCGUCACCGUCGACGGCCAGACCCGGACCGCGACCCAGUCCAGCCCGGGGGGUCCCAUCUACAUCAGCACCUUCACCCUGACACCCGGCGGGGCGGCGACGACCCUGGCCGACGGGAAAUCCAUCAGCGCGGCGAGCAACGGACUCGUCGUGGACCGGACGACGUUCGUCAGCACCGGCGCCGUCACGACGGACUCGCCCUUCAAGAACGAGGGUUCCGGGGGGAUGACGGCGACGACGACGAGCGCGGCGGCGGCGGCGGCUGCGAAACCCCACGACACGCAUCUCAUGGUGAUCGGGAUCUCGGCGAUUGUAUUAUCAUUUCUGUUGGCAUGAGAAAAACCGCGGGGCUUUUUUUUCGAGCGAUUGGUCAUGUUUUCGAAAUCCCUGGCGAUGGGAUUUCUCUUCUCUUUCUUUUUCUUCUUUUUAUUUCCUCCUCAUUUUGCUUUUUUGCAUAGCGUGGUGGACUCGAUAGACCAAAAAGGGGAACGGAUUCGCACACAUUGGGGGGCGAGGAGACGAAUUUACGAGACUCUGCGGAUCUCUCCGCCUGGAUGGACAUUUAUUACAACGUAAUUUGAGAAAUAGAUGACGAUGAUGAUGAUGAUGAUGAUGACAAUCAGACCAGACCAGACCGACGCGCGUGGAUCAUACCUUUCAUACUCCAUGGCGGCCGAGUCGACCAGAUGUCGACGUGUCCUGAUCUCUCUCUCUCUCUCU